Messenger RNA from Lytechinus variegatus (green sea urchin), 1864 nucleotides. RefSeq names its product coiled-coil domain-containing protein 125-like. Gene Ontology annotation, biological process: negative regulation of Rho protein signal transduction; negative regulation of cell motility. Bases 362 to 1837 code for a protein of 491 amino acids. The transcript has 13 exons. The record is from RefSeq and is a predicted model, not a curated record. NCBI's taxonomy places the organism in Eukaryota, Metazoa, Echinodermata, Echinoidea, Temnopleuroida, Toxopneustidae. Gene Ontology annotation, cellular component: cytoplasm.
GAUGAUAACAUUCAUGUUAUUGUUAUUGCUCGCGCCACGCAAGGCUACCGCCUAUUGCUGGCGGACCCACCGGACUGUACCUGAUGACAGCGCCGGGCAAGCCCCGUGCUCCAGAAGGCCUCUAUCCGCUGCUUCAUCCCUGCUGCAUCUUCGUCGUGCGUGUCUUUUUGGCAAGCAAGUGAAUAGGGCCUAAGUCGUCUUCAUGAUGACCACAAAUGGAGAUUUUAUCUUCCAAGCGAAAUUGGACUCUAGAUUCAGCAGUCUGAAGUGCCUAAAACAUUGUUUCAUCUGAGUGAGGAUGCCAUCUCACAACUGGAUAUAAUUUCUUUUGAAAAUGCUUUAAAAACACUUUACUUCAAAAAUGGAAGAAGGAGACUUGGGGUUUGGUCAAGGAUUGAAACCUGGAGCUAUUUCUACAUCUACUGAAGAUGUGGACUUAUCGCCUCGGCAACAAGACCUAAAAAUCAAAUCAGAAUCAAGAGAACAAGAACCAGACGUGGUAAGAAAAAGCAACGGCUCCAGCAGGAGACUAAAGAGGAGCAACAGUCUAGGGUCAGCAAUAAAAAGGGAAAGAAAUGGUGAGAAUGAAAGGGAGGAGAUUCCUGAGUUUGCAGGAGUGCCGUUGGGAACAUCACUCAGACAGCAGAAAGUUCUCUACACUCAAAACAUCACAGAUUUCCUCAAGAAGAAGGACAAGUUAAAGCUAGCUGCUGAUGUAAAAGGGUCUGCUGUUCCUGCUUCGUUCUUUGCUGUCCAGCAAUCUAUCGUUAAUAGACUCCAAGAAGCAUCAAACGAAGUAAUAGUUUUACAAAGUGAAUUGGAAGCUUCUAAAUCUCAACUAGACAGCAAGUACAGGGCAAUACGCAUUCUUCAGAAUCAGUUUUCACAUGUGGCUGCAUUGAAUGCUGAAAAACAAAGAAAUAUUGUUACAGUACAAGAUCAAGCCAAAGUUCUUCAAAAGGAGGUGAAUGCAUUACAGUUUGAAUUGGAUGCCAAGUCAAGUUCAUUUAUGUUCAGUGAGCAGACAUGGGCUGAAAGAUUUGAUAGGCUGAGUAUUGAAAAUACUGCCCUCAUGGCAACGUUACAGGCCAGGUCCGAUGAGGUCAGACGAUUACAUGCUGACAAGAUGGCUUUGAAAAGAGAGAGGGAUGAACUAUUGGCUAUGAUGGAUGCAAAUGAGAGACUGCAGUACGAUAGACAUUGGUCUUCUAAGAAUGAUGCUUGCUUAAACAACUCAGUAUCUGAGCAAAUGGCCGUGCUUGGUUCCUGUUUGUGUCGUGGUAAUAAACCAGAGCCUUGCCGGUGUGCUAAGACAGCUGCCUUACUCAAAAAAGAUAACAGUUUACUCAAAGAUGAGAAUUUCAAGUUAAAUGAGAGUCUCAAGGAAGCCUACCUCGUAGCCGAUGCCUUCCGGAAAGCCUUUGAAGAACAACUCAACCGUAACUCAUCGAUGAGCAAAGAGCUUGCCGACUCCCCUCCUCCGUCUGCUGCAAAAGACGCUGAGAAGAAUGGGAUGAGGAGAAAACCUCUUCUACCAUGGAUGAAGAAGACGCCGCCAAAGAAUGGACAUUGUCAACGGGAUGAUGUUGGUAAGCUGCUAGCAGAAUCACUGGACAUACAAGCUCUAGUGGUCAGUGAACUGGAUGAGAUCCAUCAUGAACGGUCAAGAAGUGUCGGGGUUCAAGUCUCUCAACCCAUGCCUGAUCUCAUCAGAAACAUGGCCGAACUGCUGAAUGAUAAAAGUGAAGCCUUAGCUCACCAGCGGUUGGUUACCAAGAUGUUGGCAAGACGUACUCAAGAUCUAGAAGCAACCAUGAAGAAAUACAGUGAUCUUUAAUACCAGAUGAAUUACCUCAAACAGUAU